AUGAAAGGAGUGAUGAGGUUUGGGAAGAAGGGAAAGCUGAGCCCAAAGUACAUAAGGCCAUAUGAGAUCAUUCAGAAAGUGGGAAAAGUGGCAUAUAAGUUGGAUUUGCCCAAUGAGCUGGAAAGGGUUCACAAUGUGUUCCAUGUGAGUCAAACUCGAAAGUAUAUACUUGAUGUGGCACAUGUGUUGCAACCGGGAACCAUUGAGAUGGAUGAGAAUUUGACAUAUGAGGAAAGACCAGUAUGGAUUCUGGAUUCUAAAGUGAGAAGUACAAGGAACAAGGAUGUGAGAAUUGUGAAAGUGUUAUGGUCGAACCAUAAAACUAAGGAGGCUAUAUGGGAAGUUGAGGCUGAUAUGAGGAAACGUUACCAGGAGUUAUUUGCCUAA
Molecule: messenger RNA, 387 nt
Organism: Chenopodium quinoa (quinoa)
Lineage: Eukaryota; Viridiplantae; Streptophyta; Magnoliopsida; Caryophyllales; Amaranthaceae
Exons: 1
Coding region: 1-387 (128 amino acids)
Source: RefSeq, a predicted model, not a curated record